Molecule: messenger RNA, 8199 nt
Organism: Aedes albopictus (Asian tiger mosquito)
Lineage: Eukaryota; Metazoa; Arthropoda; Insecta; Diptera; Culicidae
Gene: alpha-Spec
Product: spectrin alpha chain
Exons: 9
Coding region: 289-7605 (2438 amino acids)
Biological process (GO): actin cytoskeleton organization
Cellular component (GO): cortical actin cytoskeleton; plasma membrane; cell junction
Molecular function (GO): actin filament binding; calcium ion binding
Source: RefSeq, a predicted model, not a curated record
UGGCAGCCAUUACAGUUUAUCGUUAGCCAUCGCAGUGAAAAGUUCGUGUCGUCCUGUAUAACUGAGAGUGAAAAAGUGAAAAUUUGCUGGAGAAAUCAUCCAAAUCGUAGUGAAAAUUGUGCAAAACCGUAACCAAAGCGGAGCUAUAAUUGGUUCGGACUUAAGAACAUACACGCGCAAGAGAAUUGGACGAAGCAAAACUGCUGAUAAUACAACACAACCAUACAAAUAUUAAAUAGAGGCUAAACGUACGUGAACAAGAGUCAACUGUCGAAUACGUUCGAGAAUAUGGAGCAGUUUACCCCCAAGGAGGUAAAAAUCCUCGAAAGUGCCGAGGACAUUCAAGAGCGCCGUGAACAGGUGCUCAAUCGAUACAAUGAGUUCAAGGUCGAAACGCGCCACAAGCGCGAGAAGCUGGAAGACUCUCGUCGCUUCCAGUACUUCAAGCGUGACUCGGAUGAGUUGGAAAGCUGGAUCCACGAGAAACUGCAGGCCGCAUCGGAGGAAAGCUACCGCGAUCCCACCAAUUUGCAAGCCAAGAUCCAGAAGCACCAGGCGUUCGAGGCUGAAGUUUCGGCCCAUAGCAAUGCGAUCGUGGUGUUGGACAAUACCGGUCAGGAGAUGAUCAACCAACACCAUUUCGCUUCGGACACGAUCCAGCGUCGGUUGGAUGAAUUGCACCGUUUGUGGGAACUGUUGCUGUCCCGGCUGGCUGAAAAGGGAAUGAAGCUGCAGCAGGCUCUGGUUUUGGUGCAAUUUUUGCGCCACUGCGAGGAAGUUAUGUUCUGGAUCAAGGACAAGGAAGCCUUCGUAACGGCCGACGAAUUCGGUCAAGAUCUGGAGCAUGUCGAAGUUCUGCAACGGAAAUUUGAUGAGUUCCAAAAGGACAUGGCUUCGCAGGAGUAUCGUGUUACUGAAGUCAACGAGCUGGCUGACAAGCUGCUUUCCAAUGGACACCCGGAGCGGGAAACCAUCACCCGCAAGAAGGAAGAAUUGAAUGAGGCUUGGCAACGUCUGAAGCAGCUGGCAAUUUUGCGUCAGGAAAAACUCUUUGGCGCCCAUGAAAUUCAACGUUUCAAUCGCGAUGCUGACGAAACCGUUGCUUGGAUUGCCGAAAAGGAUGUUGUUCUAUCCUCGGAUGAUUAUGGACGUGACUUGGCUAGUGUACAAGCUCUGCAACGCAAGCACGAAGGUGUAGAGCGUGACCUAGCCGCCCUGGAAGAUAAGGUGGCUACUUUGGGAGCUGAAGCCGGUCGCUUAUGUAGCAUCCACGCCGAUCAUAGUGAUCAGAUUCGCGAGAAGCAAGCGGAAAUUGCUGCCUACUGGCAAUCGCUGACUGCCAAGGCCAAGGAACGCAAGCAAAAACUAGACGAAUCAUACUUCUUGCAUCGCUUCUUGGCUGAUUUCCGUGAUUUGGUUUCAUGGAUCAAUGGAAUGAAGGCCAUCAUCUCGGCUGAUGAAUUGGCAAAGGACGUCGCAGGAGCUGAAGCUUUGCUCGAGCGCCACCAGGAGCACAAAGGAGAAAUCGAUGCCCGCGGAGAUAGUUUCAAGGUGACCACUGAGGCUGGACGUCAGCUGUUGGAACGCGAGCAUUACGCCGCCGCCGAAGUGCAGGAAAAGUUAGCGGCUCUGGAGAGCGACAAGAGCUCCCUUCUGGCUCUUUGGGAAGAGCGCCGCAUUUUGUACGAGCAGUGUAUGGAUCUCCAACUGUUCUAUCGUGACACCGAGCAAGCAGAUACAUGGAUGGCCAAGCAGGAAGCUUUCCUGGCUAAUGAAGAUCUUGGUGAUUCGUUGGAUUCCGUUGAAGCACUCAUCAAGAAGCAUGAGGACUUUGAGAAGAGCUUGGCCGCUCAGGAGGAGAAGAUCAAGGCCUUGGAUGUCUUCGCUACGAAGUUGAUCGAUGGUCAGCAUUACGCUGCCGAUGAUGUCGCUCAACGUCGUUCGAUGUUGCUGGCUCGUCGUUCGGCCUUGCUUGAAAAGUCUUCUGUACGUCGUCAACUGUUGGAAGAUUCCAGUGCUUUGCAGCAGUUCGAACGUGACUGCGAUGAGACCAAGGGUUGGAUCAGCGAAAAGCUCAAGUUUGCUACGGAUGACAGCUAUUUAGAUCCCACCAAUCUGAACGGCAAAGUCCAAAAACAUACCAACUUUGAACAUGAGCUGACGGCCAACAAGAGUCGCAUCGAAGACAUUACUACCAAUGGUCAGAAUUUAGUCGAGAAGGGCCACUACGGAGCGGAUCAGAUCAACUCUCGCAUGCAGGAGAUUGUCACUUUGUGGGAAUCUCUGGUGCAAGCAUCGGACAAGAAGGGUUGCAAGCUGCAAGAAGCAUCUCAACAACAACAGUUUAAUCGUACAGUUGAGGAUAUUGAACUGUGGUUGAGCGAAGUGGAAGGCCAGCUUAUGUCCGAGGAUUAUGGUAAAGACCUAACCAGCGUGCAGAAUCUGCAGAAGAAACACGGAUUGUUAGAAGCUGACGUUAUGGCCCAUCAAGAUCGUAUUGAGGGAAUUAAAGUCGCAGCGAACAAGUUCGUCGAAAGUGGUCACUUUGAUGCGGACAACAUUCGUAACAAGGAAUCUGCUCUGUCCAAGCGAUAUGGAGCUCUCGCUACACCGAUGGCUGAGCGAAAGCAGCGCUUGCUGGAUUCGCUGCAGGUGCAGCAGCUGUUCCGCGAUCUGGAAGACGAAGCAGCUUGGAUCCGUGAGAAGGAGCCUGUUGCCGCUUCCACCAAUCGCGGUCGCGAUUUGAUCGGUGUACAAAACUUGAUCAAGAAGCAUCAGGCCGUGUUGGCCGAGAUCAACAACCACGAGAAUCGUGUCGCAGGAGUCAUUGCAAAUGGUGAGCAAAUGUUGACCGAGCAGCCUUUCGCUACCGAGGAUAUUAAACUACGUUUGGAUGCUGUCAAGGAUCAAUGGAAUUCUUUGAAGGAUAAGGCCAAUCAGCGAAAACAAGAUCUAGAAGAUUCGUUGCAGGCUCAUCAGUACUUUGCCGAUGCUAACGAGGCUGAGUCAUGGAUGCGCGAAAAGGAACCGAUUGUUUCCAACCAGGAUUACGGCAAGGACGAGGAUUCGUCCGAAGCUCUAUUGAAGAAACAUGAAGCGUUGGUAUCCGACUUGGAAGCUUUCGGUAACACAAUUCAGGCUUUGCAAGAACAGGCCAAGAACUGCCGCCAACAGGAAACACCCGUCGUCGACAUAACCGGAAAGGAAUGCGUCAUGGCUUUGUAUGACUAUACUGAGAAGUCUCCUCGUGAAGUGUCAAUGAAGAAAGGAGACGUGUUGACGCUUUUGAACUCGAACAACAAGGACUGGUGGAAAGUUGAGGUCAACGAUCGCCAGGGCUUCGUUCCAGCGGCAUACAUUAAGAAGAUCGAUCCUGGUCUAAGCGCCAGUCAGCAGAAUUUAGUGGAUGGUCACUCAAUUUCUAAGCGCCAGGCUCAAAUCAACAGCCAGUACGACAACUUGCUGGCCUUGGCUCGUGAGCGUCAGAACAAGCUGAAUGAAACCGUGAAGGCGUAUGUUUUGGUGCGUGAAGCAGCCGAUUUGUCCGCUUGGAUUCGCGAUAAGGAAAGCCAUGCUCAGAUCAAGGAUGUUGGAGAAGAUCUUGAGGAAGUUGAAGUUAUGCAGAAGAAGUUCGAUGACUUCAAUGAUGAUCUGAAGGCUAACGAAGUUCGUCUGGCCAAGCUGAAUGAGAUUGCCGUACAGUUGACUUCACUGGGUCAAACCGAAGCUGCAUUGAAGAUCAAAACCCAAAUUCAGACCUUGAACGAGGAAUGGGCAACUUUGCAGACGAUUACCCAGGAACGGGCCAGCCAACUUGGAUCGGCUCACGAGGUUCAACGCUUCCACCGUGACGUCGAUGAAACUAAGGAUUGGAUCGGAGAAAAGGACACCGCUUUGACGAACGACGAUCUUGGCAAGGAUCUGCGUGGCGUACAAACUCUGCAACGCAAGCAUGAAGGCUUAGAGCGUGACCUCGCUGCUCUGCGCGAUAAGAUUCGUCAACUGGAUGAAACUGCCAAUCGGCUCAUGCAAUCCCAUCCGGAAACCGCCGAGCAGACCUACGCCAAGCAGAAGGAAAUCAACGAAGAAUGGCAGCAGGUCGUUGCCAAGACCCAGCAGCGCAAGGAGAAGUUGUUAGAUUCGUACGAUCUGCAGCGCUUCCUGAGCGACUAUCGCGAUCUGAUGGCCUGGAUCAGCUCGAUGAUGGGCUUGGUCACAUCCGAGGAAUUGGCCAACGAUGUCACUGGGGCCGAAGCUUUGAUCGAAAGGCAUCAGAACCAUCGUGCUGAAAUUGAUUUUCGUUACGGUAUCCCGCAGGAACACCGUACCGAAGUGGAUGCCCGCGCUGGAACGUUCGCUGCUUUUGACCAGUUUGGAGCUGAGUUACUGCAAGCUAAUCAUUAUGCCUCACCCGAAAUCCAGGAGAAGAUUGAAAACCUGGCCAAGGCACGCGAGGACUUGGAACAUGCCUGGACCGCUCGUCGUUUGCAGUUGGAUCAGAAUUUGGAUCUGCAGUUGUACCUGCGUGAUUGUGAGCAGGCCGAGAACUGGAUGAGCGCCCGCGAAGCAUUCCUGAAUGCCGAAGAAGUCGACUCUAAAGGCGACAACGUGGAAGCUCUGAUCAAGAAGCAUGAAGAUUUUGACAAGGCAAUCAACGGUCAUGAGGAGAAGAUUGCCGCUCUGCAGGUGCUAGCUGAUCAGCUGAUUGCCCAGGAGCACUACGCCGGAAAGCUUAUCGAUGACAAGCGUGCCGAUGUUCUGGACCGCUGGCGUCACUUGAAGGAAGAUCUGAUUGAGAAACGUUCUCGAUUGGGAGAUGAGCAGACGCUGCAGCAAUUCUCACGCGAUGCUGAUGAGAUUGAAAACUGGAUCGCUGAAAAGUUGCAACUGGCCACGGAAGAGAGCUACAAGGAUCCGGCCAACAUUCAAUCGAAGCAUCAAAAGCACCAGGCCUUCGAAGCUGAGUUGGCCGCCAAUGCCGAUCGUAUUCAGAGCGUCUUGGCUAUGGGAAGCAACUUGAUCGACAAGAAUCAAUGCAGCGGAUCCGAAGAUGCCGUUCAGAAGCGUUUAACUCAGAUUGCUGAUCAAUGGGAAUAUCUGACGCAGAAGACUACGGAGAAAUCCCUGAAGCUGAAGGAAGCCAACAAGCAGCGCACGUACAUUGCUGCUGUCAAGGAUCUGGACUUCUGGUUAGGCGAAGUGGAAAGUCUUUUAACAUCGGAAGAUGCCGGAAAGGAUUUGGCUUCCGUGCAGAAUUUGAUGAAAAAACAUCAGCUUGUAGAAGCUGACAUCCACGCCCAUGAGGACCGUAUCAAGGAUAUGAAUGCGCAAGCUGACUCGUUGGUCGAAAGUGGUCAAUUUGACAGUGCCGGUAUCCAAGAAAAGCGUCAAUCAAUCAACGAGCGUUACGAACGUAUCUGUAACUUGGCUGCCCACCGCCAAGCUCGGUUGAACGAAGCCAACACGCUGCAUCAGUUCUUCCGUGACAUUGCCGACGAGGAAUCCUGGAUUAAAGAAAAGAAAUUGCUGGUCGGCUCGGAUGACUACGGUCGUGACUUGACCGGAGUUCAGAACCUGAAAAAGAAGCAUAAGCGUCUGGAAGCUGAAUUGGCCUCGCACGAACCUGCCAUCCAGGCUGUUCAGGAAGCUGGUGAAAAGUUGAUGGACGUUUCGAACCUGGGUGUUCCAGAAAUCGAACAGCGUUUGAAGGCUCUGAACCAAGCCUGGGCUGAACUGAAGAGCUUGGCCGCCACUCGUGGUCAAAAACUGGAUGAAUCUCUUAUUUAUCAGCAGUUCCUGGCUAAGGUCGAAGAGGAGGAAGCUUGGAUUACCGAGAAGCAGCAGCUGUUGUCGGUCGAAGACUACGGAGAUUCGAUGGCUGCUGUCCAGGGUCUCCUGAAGAAACACGACGCUUUCGAAACUGAUUUCGCCGCUCACCGCGAUCGCUGUGCGGACAUUCAUGACAACGGUCAAACUUUGGUGACCAACAACAAUCAUCACGGCGAAAGCAUUUCGCAGCGUUGCACACAACUGGAUAAGAAACUGGAGAAUCUACAGGCGUUGGCCACUCGUCGCAAGAAUGCUCUUCUGGACAACUUUGCCUACCUACAGUUCAUGUGGAAGGCCGAUGUGGUGGAGAGCUGGAUUGCUGAUAAGGAAAAUCACGUCAAGUCGGAGGAGUUUGGACGUGAUUUGUCCACUGUUCAAACACUAUUGACGAAACAGGAGACAUUCGAUGCUGGUCUCUCUGCCUUCGAACAGGAAGGAAUCCACAACAUCACCGCCUUGAAGGACCAAUUGAUCAACGCCAAUCACGCCCAAUCGGCCGCCAUUCUGAAGCGCCACGAAGAUGUGUUGACCCGCUGGCAAAAACUGCGUGCCGAUUCGGAGGCUCGCAAGUACCGCCUGUUGGCCAUGCAGGAACAAUUCCGUCAGAUCGAAGACCUCUAUCUGACAUUUGCCAAGAAGGCUUCCGCUUUCAAUUCGUGGUUCGAAAACGCCGAAGAAGAUCUCACCGAUCCGGUGCGGUGCAACUCGAUCGAGGAAAUCAAGGCCCUGCGUGAAGCUCACGCCCAGUUCCAGGCCUCGCUGUCGUCGGCCCAGUAUGACUUCCAAGCGUUGGCCGAUUUGGAUCGCAAGAUUAAGAGCUUCAACGUUGGUCCCAAUCCGUACACGUGGUUCACCAUGGAAGCGUUGGAAGAUACCUGGCGUAAUCUGCAAAAGAUCAUCGAAGAACGCGACGCUGAAUUGGCCAAGGAAGUUCAUCGCCAGGAAGAAAACGACAAGCUCCGCAAAGAGUUUGCUAAGCAUGCUAACUUGUUCCACCAGUGGUUAACUGAAACUAGAUACAGCAUUCUGGGAUGGGACAAAUAUGGAACUUCUCUAAUGGAAGGAUCCGGUUCGUUGGAAGAGCAAUUCGAAGCGCUCUGCCACAAAGCAAAUGAAAUUCGCGCUCGCCGUGGAGAUCUGAAGAAGAUUGAAGAACUGGGAGCCACCUUGGAAGAACAUCUCAUCUUGGACAACCGCUAUACCGAACACUCAACAGUGGGCCUUGCACAGCAGUGGGAUCAGCUUGAUCAACUUGCCAUGCGCAUGCAGCACAAUCUGAAGCAGCAGAUCCAAGCCCGCAAUCAAUCUGGCGUCUCGGAAGACUCUCUCAAGGAAUUCUCAAUGAUGUUCAAGCAUUUCGACAAGGACAAGAGUGGCAAACUCAACCACCAAGAGUUCAAAUCCUGCCUACGCGCCCUCGGUUACGAUCUACCGAUGGUAGAGGAAGGCCAGCCCGAUCCGGAGUUCGAGGAAAUCCUGAACGUAGUCGAUCCAAACCGCGAUGGACACGUUUCCCUGCAGGAGUAUAUCGCCUUCAUGAUUUCCAAGGAAACGGAGAACGUCCAAAGUUACGAGGAAAUCGAGAACGCUUUCCGCGCUAUCACCGCCUCCGACCGUCCUUACGUCACCAAGGAUGAACUGUAUUCCAACCUCACCAAGGACAUGGCGGACUACUGCGUCCAGCGAAUGAAACCGUUCAACGAUCCGAAGACGGGACAUCCCAUCACCGGCGCCCUCGACUAUGUGGAGUUUACGCGAACCCUGUUCCAAAACUAAUUUCCCAUUUCGUCGAACGAUAACAUAUUACCUUUUCAGCUAAUAAAGAAUGUUCGUACUCGUAUUAAGCGCAAGAAACCCAGUUGGCUUAUUAUAUUGAUUUUAUUUUAUUCUGCAAUAAUCCUUGAAUAUGAAAGCACUUUUAAAAAUUCAUCUGCUGAUCAAUUUAAAAUGCUUUUGAUGUUUCGAAACUACAAUAUAAGAAACGUUGAAUUUUUCUAGUUCAUAAGAAAGAGCACAGCAGUUCUUUGCUUCAUGAUUGCAAAUCUAGUAUUUUAGAGUAAUGUUCUGAUCAAUUUCUGGGCACAAGGAAAUUGGCUUUGAAUAUUGACAUUCACCGAAAAAAUAAAAUUGAUGAACGAUCGACACAACAUAAUAUCAAACGAAAUAUUUGACGAAGAAUUUGAAGCUUAAAACAACAAACCAGUAAUAGCAAAUGAAAAGCAUUUAGAUUGAUGAGCGACAUUUUAGAUGAAGCGACGACUAGCAGCUAUGUAGCAGCUUUGAAGUAUUUCAGAUAUUUAUUACCUAUAUAACCAUAUAUGCAUUUCCUAUCUAUUUAUUCUGAAAUAAAAAGCAAUUGCAUGAAUGCGA